Dovyalis caffra is the source of this 1242-nucleotide messenger RNA. The record is from the annotation of a GenBank genome assembly. Lineage: Eukaryota; Viridiplantae; Streptophyta; Magnoliopsida; Malpighiales; Salicaceae.
AUGGAGUCAAAAAAGCUGGACGGAAAUAUACGUUCUAGUUUACACAAAAAUGAUGAUAAGGCAAAUCUCAAAAAAUACUUCGCUUUCUCCAUUCACAUAUACGAGAGAUUCUAUUAUGAUGAUCAUCUGCACCAUCUUCUGUCACCUUCAAUAACUCCCACUUGCUCGACUAGAUUACCGUGGGGCGACAUGGGUGGCCGUUUUUUUUUGGUCGGGGCCGGAAAGGGAGGUGUAGUGGAGGUGAGGGAAACAAAUGAAGAAGUAGGAGGGAGGCUGCUAUAUAUAAGCAAAAUAGUGAUGGAUUCGAAUCCGUUGCUGAAUGGGGGGAAAUUUUCCCUCCUAAUCGGUGAUGGACGUCGUCCGUCGUUUAUUAGCGAUGGACCAACCGACCCAAGGGGCCCACUGGAAUUUUUAGAUGGCCCAUUAAAGGCUCUGGGCCCGGAGGUCUUCUCCCACUUUGAUGGGCCCGGAACAAAUUCUCGAAAUAUUCAUUUUCUCAAGAAUUUUGACCCUUCUAGUGUUUAUACAGUGAACAUAAAGACAGAGCACCAGCUGGUCCUAGUUUCAGGCCGCGUAGAUUCUGCUACUCUAAUCAAGAAACUAGUCAAAUCUGGUAAACGUGCAGAGCUAUGGCAUCCAAGUCCUAAGAAAAAACUCAAUCAAGAACAACCCAACUCAAACCAACUGCAGUUUCUAGCCAAUAACUUCAAUGCCCCUCAAAACCAAUUCAUGUAUCCAGCAUCCACUAACAAUGAGACUGAUAAUAUGAUGAGCUAUGGAGACUAUCAAAACCAGAAUGUAGCAUUGAAAGAUAUGAAUGCAGGGAGGGGUCAGAAUUUGAUGGCAGCAACAAGAAUGAGAAACUUUUACAUGGAUGAUGAUAAUUUUGUUGGUAGUGGCAGAUUGGGACAUGAUUUUGCAUAUAUGAUGGGUCGUGAAGAUUAUCAAGGCAAUGGUACUGGUUUUGUAGGAUUAGGAGGUCAUGAUUUUAAUGGGAUGCCCACUUAUGAACAGAAGUAUCUACCAUCCAUGAUUAUGACCAAAAAGCAGCAAAGGUACCACUACGAUCAUCCAGCCACAGAGAUGCAUAAUAUUUACAUGAAAGAUCCACAUACAGGCAGCGAUAUGAUGACAAACGACAUUUUUAUGUACCAACCUUACAUGAUGGAUCAUGCUUCUUCAACAUAUCCUCCCUAUACUGACUACCACCAUUUCCAUGCAAUGCCAUAUCCUUACUACUAA